Messenger RNA from Coccinella septempunctata (seven-spotted ladybird), 2297 nucleotides. Its product is annotated as ATP-binding cassette sub-family G member 1-like. The record is from RefSeq and is a predicted model, not a curated record. The transcript is spliced from 10 exons. The coding region runs from base 225 to 2045 and encodes 606 amino acids. NCBI's taxonomy places the organism in Eukaryota, Metazoa, Arthropoda, Insecta, Coleoptera, Coccinellidae. Gene Ontology annotation, molecular function: ATP hydrolysis activity; ABC-type transporter activity; ATP binding. Gene Ontology annotation, cellular component: plasma membrane.
UGUCGAUCAUCUCGAAUAUUGCACGUUGCUGGCCACUCUAGUUUUGAUGGUGGAGCUAGUCACUUUGCUUUUGGUACUCCGUAGGUUUUAUCUAGAGUCCGAGCGCGCAACCUUUGUUUAGUGCGGCGAGAUUCCACCUUUUCGCAUAGCUAUUCUACCGGCGCUAUUCCGGUAUAAGCUGAAUAAAGAGUCGGUUUAGUAUUCUCGUCAAUAAAAAUACCAAAAUGACUGAAAAAUGGGACAUCCCCUUACAGAAACAGGCUUCUUGUUUGCAAAUGCGUAGUGUCGCUUCCAUAGAUAUCGAGUUCGAGGAUUUGAAAUAUAUUGUGCCGCAAAAAAACGGAUCGAGGAGUAUUCUCAAAGGUGUUUCAGGAUGUUUCAAGGCCGGAGAGAUCACUGCCAUUAUGGGACCUAGUGGAGCAGGAAAAUCAUCUCUUCUCAACAUUUUGACUGGCUUCAGAGAAGCACAUGGCACCAUAAGAUGUAGAGGACCAUCAAUAAAUGGAAUCGGAGUGAAGAAAUAUGUCAAACACUCAUGCUACAUCUUACAAGAUAACUGUUUAGAUCCCCUUUUUACGGUUGAGGAGACCAUGAAUUUUGCUGCAGAUCUCAAGUUAGGCCCAGAUAUGACUAGGAAAAGUAAAGAUCAACUUGUUUAUGGUAUUCUUCAAGCCAUGAAAUUAUUACCCUGCAGAUACACUAAAUGCGGCAUGAUUUCUGGAGGUCAACAAAAGAGGCUUUGCGUGGCCUUAGAACUCAUAGGAAAUCCUUCUAUUAUGUUCCUCGAUGAACCUACUACAGGUCUAGACAGUUCAUCAUCGCAUCAAGUCAUAGCAUUGCUCAAAACUUUGGCCCAACAAGGAAGAAAUAUAGUAUGUACGAUUCAUCAACCAAGUGCAGCUCUAUUUGAAUUGUUCGACUUUGUGUAUGUGGCGGCGGAGGGCCGUUGUAUCUAUCAGGGAUCCAGUAGGAACGUUGUUUCGUAUUUGGCCUCAUUUGGUCUUAGUUGCCCCAAAUAUCACAAUCCUGCAGAUUAUCUAUUGGAAGUGGCCAAUGGGGAUUUUGGUAAUUUCACUAAUACUCUGGAAAUGAAAGGACUAGUGAACACUUGGAGAAAUAUAGCUAAACAUGAAGAAGACACGGAAAAGAGUAUAUCAUGCAUAGAAUCUAUGAUCGAUAGCGACAAUAAAAACCAACAGGACUCACCGUCAGAAUUUUACAAAUUAUGGAUACUAAUGAAAAGAUCGACGAGGAAAAUGAAGAGGGACUGGACGAUAUCGACUUUAAAAGCUUUCCUGCAUUUUUGUGUGGGGAUCGUUUUAGGAUUAACGUAUCUGAAUGCUGGCAACGAUGCGUCGAAAAUGGUGAAAAAUUUAGGAUUUCUGUUGAUUUCCAUAGUUUACUUAUGUUACACAUCUUUGAUGCCAGCAGUUUUGAAAUUUCCUUCAGAAUUGAGCAUCUUGAAGAGAGAGCGUUUCAACAAUUGGUACAACCUGAAGACGUAUUAUACAGCAUUUUUAUUAAUUGAUCUCCCGAUGCAAAUGAUAUUCACACUAUCUUACAUAUCUGGUUCAUACUUGCUAAGCGCUCAACCACUCGACCUGUGCAGAUUCCUAAUGGUGGUUCUAGUUUUAUUUUGCGUUUGUGUGGUGGCAUCGAGCAUGGGGAUUUUCUUUGGAACAGUUGUGAAUCCCAUUAACGGAACCUUCUUUGGAGCCAUUACGUUAGCGCUUAUGCUGUCUGUAGCUGGGUUCCUCCUGCUCUUCUCACACAUGUCCAAAGUGAUGUACUGCUUAACAUACAUCUCCUAUUUGAGCUAUGCUAUGGACGCUCUUGCCCAGAGCAUCUAUGGAUACGAUAGGCUCCCAGUGCCAUGUCCGGAAUCUGAAGACUUUUGUCUUUUCGUGUCUCCCAUGGAUCUUCUCCGAGAAGUCGGUAUGGAGAAACCCAACUUCUGGAAUGACAUCCUAUUCUUGGGGUGCAAUUUCAUUUUCCUGCGAUUACUCGCUUUUUGCACAUUGAAAAGGACCUUAGCCAAAGUGUGAAUUUGUGAGUUGAGGUAACUGGUGAUAACUGAUAAAUACCUGUGAUGGAUAUAAUAGACUGACUGCUUCGGAUCGAAAGUCAGAAGUGGGUAUGGAGCAACCACUUUAAGUAAAACUUUAUUGGAAGUGUCGAAGUGGUGGUUUACGUUUAUGAGAUAUUAAAUACCUUGAUAUUUUAUUGUUAAUUUAUAGUGGUUAGUUGAAAAAUCUUGAAUAUUUCAAUAAAUCAUUUAUUUCCCUAUGGAGAAAAAA